CGGAAGUAAAUUAAAACUUCAACUCAGUCUCCCGCGACAUUUGUGGCGUUACCAUAGCAAUGGAGAGAAGCAAAUGGGAAAAGUUGUUGACUCAUUUUCAGGCGUGUGCCCGUGGAUACUUGGUGAGAAAGGAAAUACGCCGUGCACGGGAAGAUUUUGAAGGCAUCGUGAGAGAAAUUGAGGGCGACUUGGCUCAUUUGCAGUGGAGGGAGGCCAUCAUACCUAUUCCCCACUUCACAGACACUAGUGGUCCAUUGCAAAGUCCAAGACCAUACUGUUCUGCCAGGCCAGUGAAAGCAGCACUAGAGGUCAGUGCCUGUCACCAGAAUCCAGCAGCAGCAGCACCCCUACCGGAGGAGACAGGAGCGGAUCAUCGUCUCUCUCCAGAGAAAUUAGAAGCUGAAAGAGAUGAUUCACACUACCACAUACAAGCCUCCCCUUCCAGAGUCUGUUCCCCCAGUAUAUCUGCUGGAGGGGAUGGAGAGGGGCAGAGCCACACCAGUCUAGAAGAACAGGCCGGGGAUGGAGAUGGAGCGGAAGGGAUGAUGGCGAGCACAGGGGAUACUACCACCGUCUGGAGCAGUCUGGGGCUGGACAUUAGUUAUGGACAAUCUCACAAAGGUGUCCCACUGUACUGUUUGGCCCGAAACGUUCCACGUACCCCAGAGGCCCUGCGUCUCCAUAGAAAUACCCUGGCCAUGGAGCUGCUCUGGCUUCAACAGGCCAUUGCCAGCAGGAAAAAGUACUUGUCACUCAAAGAGAGGCUCAGUGUAUCCUGACAGCAGAUGUGUACCAAAGUCAUCUUUACUGGACUUGUAAUAAUAUGGAAAGAAGACCUGGCUGAGGUCAAUCAACUGAACUCACUCUAAUGGCACCUUUUAUGCAAGUUUUAGUAUAUGUUUUCAGAAAUCGUCAUCGUGUGUUAAAGAAGCUAUGGUAUGUUAAAGCUGUAAAUUGUUUUUUUAUAUUUGUUUGGAAAAAAGAUUAAACUAUUUUUUUCUAAA
Messenger RNA from Myripristis murdjan (pinecone soldierfish), 1004 nucleotides. RefSeq names its product IQ motif containing C (gene iqcc). Bases 60 to 779 code for a protein of 239 amino acids. The record is from RefSeq and is a predicted model, not a curated record. The transcript has 5 exons. Lineage: Eukaryota; Metazoa; Chordata; Actinopteri; Holocentriformes; Holocentridae.